Messenger RNA from Ruditapes philippinarum (Manila clam), 839 nucleotides. RefSeq names its product vesicle transport protein GOT1B-like. The coding region runs from base 132 to 548 and encodes 138 amino acids. Gene Ontology annotation, biological process: endoplasmic reticulum to Golgi vesicle-mediated transport; retrograde transport, endosome to Golgi. NCBI's taxonomy places the organism in Eukaryota, Metazoa, Mollusca, Bivalvia, Venerida, Veneridae. The transcript is spliced from 6 exons. Gene Ontology annotation, cellular component: endoplasmic reticulum; membrane. The record is from RefSeq and is a predicted model, not a curated record.
CGAUUCUUUCACGUCUUUAAACAAAAAAAACAAGCGUCUGGAAGUUAAAAACAGAGGAGUUCAUGACGUGUUUCUACAAAUUAAUGUUUGACACAAAUUAUAGCUAUUGUAGUUGAAAAACAACAGUCAUUAUGAUGCAAGUAACAGAUUUCCAGAAAAUAGGCGUUGGCCUUGCUGGAUUUGGAGUGGCAUUCUUAUUUUUAGGAAUACUGUUCUUCUUUGACAAAGGUCUACUUGCCAUAGGAAAUAUUUUAUUCAUAGCAGGUCUAGCAUUUGUAAUAGGAUUGGAAAGGACCUUCAGAUUUUUCUUUCAGCGGCAUAAAGUGAAAGCAACUAGCUUUUUUAUUGGGGGAAUGCUGGUUGUAUUACUGGGAUGGCCAGUUAUAGGAAUGGUUUUAGAAAUAUAUGGAUUUUUCUUAUUAUUUAGUGGAUUUUUCCCUGUUGCCAUAAAUUUCUUAAGAAGGGUACCAGUUAUAGGAACAAUAUUGUAUUUACCAGGAAUAAGAUCUGUAGCGGAUAGAUUAGGAGAGUCAAGUUCAAUGGCAUAAAGAAACUGUGAGAAGAUGUUAAAUAUGAAAACAGCAAUGAGUCGGGCUUUUUUUUUUCAUGAAAUAAUAAUCUGUGUAAUGUUGCUCCAAAUCGGGUAUAAACUAUUGAGUUGGAUAUCGGUUUAGGUGGUGCUCAAGUGCCUGUGGUGAAUUAGUUUUGCACAUGUACAUACCACAGGCCACUAGUCGGUGGGUUUGACAGAUAGAUUUGACACUGCAUUGUUUAAGUUUCAUUUUGUUUGUUUUAAAAAAAAAAUAUGCUGCCAAUACUCAAUGGCAUUAGAGGAGUAC